CAAUGGGGAUGACUACGGCCUGAUAUACCGUCACAUCAAACUUGGCUAGGAGAUUUAUGAAAUACAAGCCUGGAAGAACUGCUUGCUCGUGAAGAUGGAUGCCUGUUUAGAUGCUUUACAUUCUUAAUUUGUCACUAAAAGGAACAAUGAUGCAGUGCACUUGUGUGAACUUGCUCCUUGUCAUUUUACCCAUUUAUCUGGCUGCUGCUGAUCAACCAGUGUCAGUUCCUUAUGAGGAUGAUGCAGGAUAUGAUGACCUAAAUGAUGGGACCAACAAGAUUCAUCCUGACAACUAUGUUGUUAGUUUUACUAAGCCAGAAAAUGUUUCUGAGGCUAGUAAUGGAGCCCUGGAUAACUUCCUUGUGAGCCUCAAGGAAGCCAAGGGACCUGCUGCAGAUUUCCUCCAAGGCAUUGACAUCAGAACUGGUGCCAAGAGGCUUUCAUCUCACUUUGUCAACUUGGCCAUGGUUGAUAUGGGAGUGAAAAACCUGCAGUCCGUGUAUGACCAGCUACCAGCGGCCUCGCCGGAGCCUACUGCCGCCGACAUUCAGGAGGUGAAGCGGCUCGCCUCGCACAUCCAGGCCAAGCUGCACCGCUACGUGGGCGCACUGUGGCGCACACGCGGCGUCAUUGAGGAAAUGUUCUGGAAACAUCUGCACGAUCCGAUGACGACGGUGACGCCCUGCUGCUCGCUGGAUGACAGGGACCUCAAGUACUCGCUCAAGUUCGGCUCCCCAGUGAACCUGAACGCCACGUGCGACAUCGCCCCGAGCGUGCUGGAGCCGUUCGCCUUCAACCCUGGCCGCAACGUGACUGAUGCAUUCAUUGCCAAUCUGCAGAGCCACCCGUCCAUCAAGUGGCAGUACUUUAUCUCCAAGGACGGCAUCCACAGCGAAUACCCGGCUCACAAGUUCGCCAGCCAGCACGACUGCUCAGGAUACGACGACACGCGGCACCAGCAGGUGUACCUAUCCACCGUGCACCCGGCCGCCAAGCACGUGGUGAUUCUGAUUGACGUGGGCGGCCGGCCGAGCGGUCACCAGCUGGCCGUGGCGCGCGCCGCCGCCCGCCGCCUGCUGCACGCGCUCGGCCACACCGAUCGUGUGGCCGUGCUGGCCGUCAGUGACCGGGUGCAGCGGCCGGCCACCCGCGCCUGCUUCAAACACGGCCUCUCGAGCGCCACCGGGGACGCUAAACACUUCCUGGCGGGGUUCAUCGACGGCUGCCGGCCGGACAGCGCGCCGACGAACCACACGCUGGGCCUGGAGGCGGCGUUCGAGCUGCUGACCCGCGUGCCGUCGCUGCGGGACCGCUCGGGCCAGGCGCUGGUCGUCUACAUCAGCCGCGGCGUGCUGGGCUCGCUGUUCGAGCCGCAGCAGGUGAUGAAGGUGAUGGCCGCCUACCAGCGCGCCAUCAACGCCUCCGUCAUCGUCAGCGCGUUCGGCGUGGCCAGCGACUGGCAGAGCAACCUGGAGCGUGAUUUUCUGGAGCACAUCACCCGCCAGGACUUCUCUCGGUACAACAUCAGCCUGCAGAAGCGGCUGACCCCCGGCAAGCUGUUUGUCAUCAACUCGACCGACCAGCUCACCUUCCAGGUCGGCAAGAUAUUCGACGUGCUCAACAGCUCCAUCGCCAGCGGAAAGCUGCCCAACUUCUCACUGCCCUACUGGGACCUCGUCAGUAAAGACCUUGUGGUGAGCGUGACGCAGCCGUGCUACCACGUGGACUACUUUAUCGGCAUCCUGGGCAUGGACCUGCACCUGCCCGACCUGGUGGAGGACAUCACCUACUUCAGCCAGACGGGCGGACGAUAUGCCUUCAUCAUUGAUGAUCACGGUUACACGCUGAUGCACCCGUCGUUCGCUCGGCCGCUGGUGAAGCCUCGCGACGCGUUCCACUCCGAUAUCAGCAGCGUCGAGCACCGGCCUGGGUUCGCGGCCGUGCGGCGGCGUCUGCUGGCAGCCAGCUCGGGGUCGGAGGUGCUCCGGUACCGCCUCUGGGACCAGCGCGGCUUUAACGUCACUGUCCGCGUGCUGUACACGUGGCAGCGGGUGCAGGACUUUCCGUACACAGUGUGUAUCGCCUACCCGGACGAGCGGCGCGAGCGGCCGCCCGCGGCCCCGUCCUCUCCGCCGCUGGACCUCGUCUACCACAGGAUCGACCUGAGCCGGUCCCAUAAGGUGGCGCUGUGCCGCCAGUUCCGACAUGUGGCCACCAUGAGCUCGGCGUCGCUGUUCCUGUCGGCCACAGCGUUCCUGUCUCCGUACGACCACCUGACCGGCUUCGAGCCCUCCUACCGGGUGGUGCAGGGCUACAUGGCCUACCUCAGCGACUCUACACGCCUCAUCACCAACCCGGGCCUGAAGCGAACCGUGAGGGACGAUGUGGCGAUGACCAGCCGCGUCACGGCACACUGGCGGCGGCGGCUGAUGGAGGCGGCGACCACCAGCCGGUACACCGUCAGAACGUUCGUGGCGACGUCUCGCGGGGUGCUGGUGGUGUACCCGGGCCUCCCCCUGGACACCUGGUACGAACCCACGAGACGGAGCUGGUACCUGCGCGCGCUGGAGCAUCCUGGACGAGUGGUGCUCUCGUCACCCUACCUGGAUGCCGGUGGAGCCGGCUACAUCGUCACUCUGAGCCAGACCAUCAGCACUGCGGGCGGCACCGUGGCCGCCGUCAUGGGCAUGGACAUGACGAUCGGAUACUUCUACCAGCUGCUGGUGUCGGUCCUGGGCGGCCGGUGUCAGACCCCGGAGGUGACCUGUUUCCUGCUGGAUGACCGCGGCUACAUGAUCUCCCACCCGGAGCACGUGUCGCCGUGGCGCGAGGGGCCCGUCGAGCAGCAGCACGUGUCCAGCAAGGAGCCCCUGCUGGCCAACCACAUUCUCAGUCAGCAGCAGUUCGUAUCCAAGAAACAGUGCAACAGCUACACGGACAACACAGUGCAGCGUUACUACCAGUUCAACACGUCGAUGCCGGACGUAGUGACCAACGUAGGAGCCGUUGGUGACUACUGCAAACAGUACCAGAUCGUGGCAGUGCCCGGCACCAACGUAUUUGUCGGCGUGGUCAACCAGACGUGCGAUAACCCUGCGUUCUGCGCCUGCAGUCGGGACGACCGCGGGUGUCUGAACUGUGAGCGCAUGGAGGCCUGGGAGUGCGAGUGUCCGUGUGAGUGCCGGCUGCGCACGGACCUCUGCACGGAGGAGGUGCUGGACCAGCACGACACGUGCGGUGCCGUGCCGGAGACGGUGUACGGGCCGCGGGUGGACAGGGACGUCUCCCACCUGGCUGACUGUGUGCCCGUCACCUGCCAGACGCGGCAGAAUGCCAGUGAGUGUGUGGGCGUGCUGGGCUGCGAGUGGUGUCAGCUGGAGGCCGACGGGCGCACGCCCCUCUCUCGGCCCUUCUGCACCGACAUGGAGCGCUGUUUCCGCGGCGUGCUCGGUGCCGCCUCGCCGUACGGAGACCGCGGACCGGGUGUGCGCGCUGGGGGUAUCCUGCCGGCCACCAGCUCGCCGGUCGGCCCGGUGGCCGGCGGCAUCAUCGGCGCGUUCGUGUCGUUGGCACUGGCCGUGCUGUGCUACCGGCACCGCGCCGCCGGCCGCUACCGGCAGGCCGUGCCGUUGGCUCUCGAGGAGGAGGAGGACGAGGUGGCGGAGCUGGAGCUCGAGCCGCCGCCACCGGCCGCCGUCAACCGGCUGGCGCUGGCGCCCGCCGCCGCCGUCUCGCCGUACCGCCUGAACCCGGGCUACCGGCGGCCGGCGGCCGGCACAGAGUCCGACCACGGCUACUCCACCAUGACUCCGCACGACGAUUCGGAGGCCGCCGGCGAGCCGGACCCCGUCCGCGCCGCUUCGCCCGCCUCCUCAAUGCUGUCGUCUCCGCCGCCGUCUGCGCCGGUGCCGCUGCCCGAUCAGACUGCGCUGCGGCCGCACCAGAUUCGUGCCGAGGCGCUGGUCCACGCCGUGGACGCCGUGUGAGUGACGCCGCGGCCGGCUCGUCCGCGCCGCGCCGCGUCUGCCUUCGCUGUGCCAUUUACUAGCCGGUCGGAGAUUGCUGCCGCUCGCCGCUAGCCUCUGCGACUGAUACCGAGCCGCCGUGCUGUCGUGUUCUAGCCUGGCUUUGUGCGGGAGUGCCACUCCGCGCCGGGCCACUUGAGUCGCCGGGAAGCCGCGUUUUUGCGGUGUUUUGCUGAUUUACUCUCGUGUCUUGUGUUCAGCUGGGCCGACCAGCGAGUCGGUCUCUGCCACUGUUCUGCGUUUGUGUGUGUGUAUGCGUUUGUUGACAGAUCGUGAGAUAUCUCCGCGCAGCGACUGGCGAGCGAGAGAUCUGUAGAGGUAAUUAUGCCGUCUCGCGGAUACUGCGAACGCCAGAACGAGCUUCCAGCAUCGCUGUCUGAGGACACGGUGGACAGCUUCCACCGCUGUCUGUGGAAGCGGUGGACGGCUUCCACCGCUGUCUGUGGACGCGGUGGGCGGCUUCCGCCGCUGUCUGUGGACGCGGUGGACGGCAUUCCACGCGGUGGACGUCGCUGCGAACGCGGGUGGUGCCAAAUGUACAAGUCGUGGCCUUAUCCCCCACACCGCUGCUAUUACUGUGAAUAAUUGUGAAGCUAGUGUGCCUGCAAGUGUUCAUGUUUUUUAAGGCGUAAUGCAUUUUACGUGCAUUAGUUUUUUCACGGCAGCAUGCGGCGUGAUAUGGGCAUAUUUUAGUCCUUGUUUUCGAACUAUCUUUGUACAUAUUGUGCGACUGUGCGCGUUUUGUAUAAGCGAAACCUGCGGAUCACCAGGCGCUGUGUUCUGACUGCUCGCUCGCAAUCAGCCCUGCUACCCAUAUAUUUUGUGAUUUGAGAAGACAAUCGUUAUCACGCUGAUCGCGAAUCGAUGCGUUUUUGAGGCGGCUCGCGGAGUCUGUUUAAUCUAUCGAGUGGCUGGUGCCAGCCUAUUGACCUUGUGCGCCGUCUUGGUGCGGACCUGUGACCGUGGCGGCUCGCUGUGCUUUGGCUGCGACUGACAAAGCUGCGACGUUUAGUGGUGCCUGGCCGGUGUUCGACGUUGUCAGUCAGCCUCCCGAGAGGCAGCGGCUGAACGGACGCCCGCGUACAGACCAACGCUUUUCCUUGUACAGAAGCUGCAGAAACGAAAUGAAGCGUGACGUUCUGA
Molecule: messenger RNA, 5168 nt
Organism: Amphibalanus amphitrite
Lineage: Eukaryota; Metazoa; Arthropoda; Thecostraca; Balanomorpha; Balanidae
Product: VWFA and cache domain-containing protein 1-like
Exons: 18
Coding region: 111-3986 (1291 amino acids)
Cellular component (GO): voltage-gated calcium channel complex
Molecular function (GO): voltage-gated calcium channel activity
Source: RefSeq, a predicted model, not a curated record